UCCUCGCCGAAUCUCCCAAAGCUUCCACAACCCUCGUUGACUCCGCAUCAGCGAAUGAUCUUAAUGGCGUAUGAUUUAUCAUUCGAAUUCAAGAGUUUAGAAAUGGAUCCGGAGGUUGUGGGCAAGAAAGACAUGAUAGUGACAAUUGAACGGGAAGAUUUGGUUCGACUUCUGUCGAAUAAUCAGCUUACCACACCACACAUUGAACUAUUUAUGAUGUAUCUUCAUCAUUUGUGCAUUACAUCGGGCAAAGGUGAUAAGUUUGGAUUCCUUUGCCCUCAUCACAUGACAGAGAAAGGGACCAUUGGCAGUUAUUUGUUCUUUCAAUGAAGAGCAACACUGUCGUCUUUUUAUGCUCCCUCCAUUACAAACUUGGGAAAGAAAUGAAGAAGACGAUAGACUUGGCAAUGAGAACAUAUCAAAAUGUAGUCUUACAAAAGCAUGGACAUGAGCUCAAGGAUCCCACAUGGAUUGAGCCAAAGAGUCAUAGACAACCGGUGAGGACGAACUUGUGCGGUCUAUAUGUCAUGAGGCACAUGCUCAAUAUUAUCACAUUAGGCAUGACCGAAUUUACAAAAGAGAUGUUCGACAAUUCGGAUGCAUUUUCUGAAGCUGAAAUUGAAGACAUCCGCAUACGUUGGGCAACCUAUUUUGUGGAGAACUUGUGAGGUUUUUUGUUACUUUUAGACAUGUUUUAAUUUUGAUAGUUGACACAAUUUAGAUAAUUAUUAGUUUUCCUAAUAGUUAAAUAGUUUUGUAUAGUUGAUAAAUACUUGAUAAACAAUUGUAAAUGAAUUGAGCUGUCUGAUUUGGCAA
This is a messenger RNA of Prosopis cineraria, 816 nucleotides long. RefSeq lists its product as uncharacterized. Bases 327 to 668 code for a protein of 113 amino acids. The record is from RefSeq and is a predicted model, not a curated record. The transcript is spliced from 6 exons. NCBI's taxonomy places the organism in Eukaryota, Viridiplantae, Streptophyta, Magnoliopsida, Fabales, Fabaceae.